Punica granatum (pomegranate) is the source of this 1066-nucleotide messenger RNA. NCBI's taxonomy places the organism in Eukaryota, Viridiplantae, Streptophyta, Magnoliopsida, Myrtales, Lythraceae. The record is from RefSeq and is a predicted model, not a curated record.
AUUGCUGUGCUGGAUCUCGAACUUUUUUGCAUGAGCGAAUAUAUGAUGAAUUUGUUGAGAAAGCAAAGGCCCGUGCUAUGAGUCGGGUGGUCGGUGAUCCCUUCAAGAAGGGUGUCGAACAAGGUCCUCAGGUAUAUAUCAUUUAUUCUCCUUGUACCAUGAGUUUGAGUUUUCUCUUUACAUCUCUUAUCAAACUAUAACCUUGGAGAGGAAAAUCUCAGAUUGAUACGGAGCAUUUUGAGAAAGUUCUUCGAUACAUAAGAUACAGAAAAAAAAAAAGAAAAAAAAAGCAGUGCAACUCUCGAGUGUGGAGGGCAAAGAAUUGGCUCCAAAGGGUUCUUCGUGCAGCCCACGGUUUUCUCAAACGUUCUGAACAACAUGCCGAUAGCUCAGGAUGAGAUCUUCGGCCCAGUCCAAACUAUCUUGAAAUUCAAGGACCUCGAUGAAGUGACACGGAGGGCGAAUCCCACGCUGUAUGUGUUAGCAGCGGGGGUCUUCACAGGGAGUGUGGACACCACGAACACGCUGACACGAGUCCUGAGAGUCGGGACAGUUUGGGUGAACUGCUAUGACGUGUUUGAUGAUGCGAUCCCAUUUGGAGGGUACAAGAUGAGCGGGAUCGGGUGGGAGAAGGGGAUCUAUAGCCUCAACGCAUACUUGCAGGUGAAGGCCAUCAUCACUCCGUUGAGCAACCCUGCCUGGUUAUGAAAGUGAAGAUCUACAUAUACAGAGACACAUAUCUACUUGAUUGUACAUGGAAAAUAAGGAACAUGUGAUAUGAGGAGGUUGAUGCGUAGUUUGAUGGAAUGAUGAUAUGCUUUUCCUCUUGUGGUUGGAUCGAAAUUUGGGUCUCGGCAUGGAGGCUCAACGACCCGAUUAGCUGAAAUUUCACAGGGUCGAACCCUUCUUAGGCCUAAAGCCCAAUCAUCAAUAAGCCAUACGCAAAGUAUAUACACAUAUGCAUGGCCUGCGUACCACUCCGUAUUCCGCAUCUCUGUACCUCACGCAGAGCAUCAUCGCAACUCCUGGUCUUUGAAGAGUAGCCUCGUAGGCCUCGACGAGGUCA